CUAUUAUUACCAAAUAUGAUUUUACAUGGUCACAAUAUAAAAAGGCAUGGGUAAUUACUAUAUUAUGAUUGGUAGAUAGAGUCGUGUUUUGUUUGGUUCUGCCUGCCUAUAAAGGCUCCCUCAACCUCACAUUCAGACGGUUCCACACGCGUUAAUGUUUUUCCUGCGUCAUAGCACAGAACGCUACCAACUACUACUGGAUAUGAAACAUUAUUUAAAAUGUGUCACAUUUGUGAUCAAAUAACAUUUGAAAUAUACUUAAAAUAGGUACACUGAAAAGACAAUUCAGAAAAUAACAAUUAGCAAGUUGUUGCUUAAGCAGUUGGAGUGGUUGUCCUGACCUGACUCGUACAGCCAGGGCAGGACACGUCAAAACUCUGUCUUCGGGUGCAUAUGUCACUAACAACAACAGGAGCUAUUGUGGUACAGUAAUAUAACAACACGAAUAUUACUGUAAAAUUCAAGUUACUAUUAUUUUCAGUCUGCCAUCAUGCCUUCAGUUGUCCAUGUCAUUGUGGUUGGUGCUGGGAGCCGUGGGAAGACUUACUCAGAUUUUGCCACCUUCCAUCCCGAACGCAUGAAGGUUGUUGGAGUGGCUGAUCCCAGGGAAUUUGCAAGAGAGAUACUUCAAAAACAGCAUAACAUUGCAAAUGAAAAUAUAUUUGAAGAUUGGCACAAUAUAGUAGAGAGAGAAAAGUUUGCAGAUGCUGUGUUUAUUUGCACUCCAGACCGUCUUCAUAAGGACCCAGCAGUGGCACUGGCAAAGAAAGGCUAUCAUGUUUUAUUGGAGAAACCCAUGGCUGUGUCUACUGAGGAUUGCACAGAGAUUGUGGAGACAUGCAUUCAGAGUGGAGUUAUGCUCACUGUAUGCCAUGUUCUUCGAUAUGACCCAGUGAUCCGCAAAAUAAAAGAGCUGAUUGACAGUGGAGUUAUUGGUGAGGUGAUCCAUAUCCAACACCUAGAACCGGUGGGAUUCUACCACUUUGCCCACUCUUUUGUUCGAGGGAACUGGAGAAAUGAAGCUGAAAGCUCCUUUGCCCUUUUGGCUAAAUGCUGCCAUGACAUUGACCUAAUACAUCACUGGGCUGGAGGACGCAGGUGUUUGAAAGUAUCAUCAUUUGGAUCUCUCAGCCACUUCCGCAAAGAACGCAAGCCAGCAGGUGCGGGAGAUCGGUGCCUACAUUGCCCUGUGGAGGGAGACUGUUCAUAUUCUGCUCUCAAGAUCUACUUGGACAGAGUUAAGCAGGGUCAUACGGGUUGGCCGGUGUCUGUAAUAUGCCCCAGCUCUCUUCCAGACAUUGAAUCUGUGACAGAUGCCUUAAAGACAGGGCCCUAUGGACGCUGUGUAUAUGAAUGUGAUAAUGACGUUUGCACCAACCAAGUUGUAAACAUGGAGUUUGAAGGUGGUCUUACAGCAUCCUUCUCCAUGGUGGCAUUUACAGAGGAGAUAUGUCAGCGAAGAACAACGAUUUAUGGUAGCAAGGGGGAGCUCUCUUACAAUGGUAAUGAGAUUAGAGUGUUUGACUUUCUGACUCAAAGAGCCACAAAGCACAAAUCCAAUGUCUCAGGGCACUUCGGCAUGGGUGGUCAUAGCGGGGCCGACUAUCACUUGGUAGAUGCCUUCAUCUCUGCUGUGGCGAGUGGAGAUGCUUCCUUGAUCCGUUCAGGUCCAAGGGAGACUUUGCGAAGCCACAAACUGGUUUUUGAAGCAGAACGCGCCCGUUUGGAAAGCAAGGUGGUGUUCUGUGAGACUGACCAAUGAGUAGAGGAAUAGACAAGGUGAAAUGCAGACAGUAAAUAAUCAUGAUUGUAAUCAACGACAAUGAUUCCCAUUAACAUGACCGAUCAUUGAAUAUUCUCAGGAUAAAUGCACUUUAUUGGUUUAAUGUAGACCUAUGUUAUAUUUCAAAUGUGAAUACAUAAAAAAGUAACAUUCUGUCAUCUUAUUCAUUGAAAAAUAUUGUUUUUGAUGCCUCAAUGAAAAAUAUGGCAAUUUACUCUUGAUGUUUGGUGAGUCUGAGUUUAUAUGUAAAUAUUUCAUAAAACAUCUUAGAAACAAACAACUGACAAAAGAAGCAACAAGGGACAAUUGUCAAGUACAAAUUUAGAUUGUACAAAAAAUAUAACUAUUCUUUGCCUCCACAAAUGUCUCUAUUGUCAACAUUAAAUCAAGUA
Messenger RNA from Osmerus eperlanus (European smelt), 2175 nucleotides. RefSeq lists its product as uncharacterized. Bases 491 to 1762 code for a protein of 423 amino acids. Gene Ontology annotation, molecular function: nucleotide binding. The record is from RefSeq and is a predicted model, not a curated record. Lineage: Eukaryota; Metazoa; Chordata; Actinopteri; Osmeriformes; Osmeridae. The transcript has 13 exons.